AUGGCGUCCAUCAUGGAGGGGCCGCUGAGCAAAUGGACUAACGUAAUGAAGGGAUGGCAGUAUCGCUGGUUCGUGCUGGACUAUAACGCCGGGUUGCUUUCAUACUACACCUCUAAAGACAAGAUGAUGCGUGGCUCCAGAAGAGGCUGUGUGCGACUUCGGGGAGCUGUGAUUGGAAUCGAUGACGAGGACGACAGCACUUUCACCAUUACUGUGGACCAGAAGACUUUCCAUUUUCAGGCCCGUGAUGCAGAUGAGCGGGAGAAGUGGAUUCAUGCUUUAGAGGGGACGAUUCUCCGCCACACCCUUCAGCAGGAGGCAGAAACCGGAUUCGUUCCCAGCGUUCAGGACUUCGACAAGAAGCUAGCGGAGGCGGAUGCGUAUUUGCAGAUUUUGAUCGACCAGUUAAAACUCUUUGAUGAAAAGAUAAAAGACUGCAAGGAAGAUGAGUCAAGGAGGAAAAUCGAGAACCUGAAGGAUACCACUUGUAGUAUGGUAGAGUCCAUCAAACACUGUAUCGUACUACUACAGAUUGCCAAGGACCAAAGUAACGAACAGCAACACGCAAACGGACUGAUAAGCACCAUAAACCCAGUGGAUGGAGUUUUCCAACCUACCCCUCUCAACGCCUCUGUAAUCAGUGCCAGUGCCAUGCCAACGCAGACCACUCUCCCAACAGAUGGAGCUCAGGUGUGUAAAACCGAACAGAGGCCUUCUUCUUUAUCCGUGGGCCCUGUUGUCACGGUGAUGGGCAGCCUUCAGACACCCACUCCCAACAGCACAGAGAGUGGUCUCUCAGGUCCUAGCAGUAGCGGAACGUCGCCCAGCCACACGAACAUACUGCCCCGCUCGGUUCCUGACUUCUCCUAUUCCAGCAGCGAAGAUGAGUUUUACGACGCCGAUGAGUUUUAUCAGAGCAGCAUCUCACCAAAACACUGCAUAGACCCGAACAGAACUGCUGCUGUGAACAGUGAAGACAGUACAGCACUAAAACGACCAGACACCAACGAGUCCAUCAACUCCUCAAUGUCCAAUGGCACCACUGAUGCAGAUCAAUUUGACAGUCAUGAUGAGAAGGAUGACGAGGGAGAGGGUGAAUCUGUGGAAGAACACAAGAGUGUCAUAAUGCAUCUGCUAUCUCAAGUGCGAUUGGGCAUGGAUCUCACCAAGGUUGUCUUGCCGACAUUUAUCUUGGAGCGGAGGUCAUUGCUGGAAAUGUAUGCAGACUUCUUUGCCCACCCAGAUUUGUUUGUAAGUAUUGCUGAUCAGCAGGAUCCAAAGGACCGCAUGGUGCAGGUGGUAAAGUGGUACCUAUCAGCCUUUCACGCUGGUCGGAAAGGAUCUGUGGCAAAGAAGCCCUACAACCCCAUUCUGGGCGAGGUGUUCUUCUGUCACUGGGACCUGCCCUCUGAAACAGAGGAUUCUGCUUCUUCUGAGUCUUUAUCAGAUGGUCCCGUGCCGUGGAGUAGCAAGAACAAUGUAUCAUUUGUGGCAGAGCAGGUUUCUCAUCACCCUCCCAUAUCUGCAUUUUAUGCAGAAUGUUUCAGCAAAAAAAUCCAGUUCAACGCCCACAUCUGGACUAAAUCGAAGUUCCUUGGAAUGUCAAUUGGUGUCCAUAAUAUUGGUCAAGGUUGCGUGUCUUGUCUUGAACAUGAUGAGCACUACAUUCUUACUUUUCCCAAUGGCUAUGGGAGGUCAAUCCUCACUGUUCCAUGGGUGGAGCUUGGUGGGGAGUGCAAUAUUUCCUGUUCCAAAUCUGGCUAUAGUGCCAAUAUAGUUUUCCACACCAAACCUUUCUACGGAGGAAAGAAGCACAGGAUAACUGCUGAGAUAUUUGCCCCCAAUGAUAAGAAGUCAUUCUGCUCCAUUGAGGGAGAGUGGAAUGGAGAGAUGUAUACAAAAUUGGCUACCGGGGAAAAUGCACUGUUCGUUGACACAAAGAAAAUGGGCAUCGUUAAGAAGAAAGUGCGGAAAUUGGAGGAUCAGUUGGAGUAUGAAUCCAGAUGUCUGUGGAAGGACGUGACGCUUAACCUGAAACUGAAGGACAUCGAUGCAGCGACAGAUGCCAAACACAGGCUGGAAGAGAGACAGAGGGCGGAGGCCAGAGAGAGGAAGGAGAAAGAAGUGCAAUGGGAGACGAGACUAUUUCACGAGGAUGGUGAGUGCUGGGUCUACGAUGAGCCUCUUCUGAAACGACUAGCAUCACAACGACACUGAAGCAGUUUCCAAAAUCACAGAGUCUUGAAAAAGAACUCUUGCAAACUACUUCUCUUAUUCAGCCUUGGAAUGACUAAUUAAUGAACCCUUACAGCUUUGCAUUUUGAAGUUUGAAUGAAUGACAACAAGAAAAUAUGAACUUAAUCAAUACAAAUAAAGUCAAAUCUCCCUGCUCACUAGAUCAACACCUCCACCUCUCUACUACCCCUCGAGGAAUAAAAAAACACCACAAAAACACAGAUGUGAUCAGAAGCGCUUUAGCAACAAAACAAACAAUCGCACUCGUCUCGGCAGAGAAGAAUGAUCUCAGAGGACGUUUCUCUCUCUCCAACAACUGAUGGGUCGAGGUGAUUUUAUCGUCAAAAAAACUCUGAAAACUACAACCUUCUGUAUCUCAGGGAAGCAGAGAACUGAGGAUUGAAGGCUGUAUCUCCUGAUGUUCGACAAGCCUUAACGAUGGAACCACAGAAUAAAUAUAAAAUGAGAACUUGGUUCACAUACUGCUAGCUACAGCUAUUUCUAUAUAAAAGAUAUGAUACUGUAUAUUCUUGUUUUCCUCUUUCUCUAGGGCAAUAGUAACUGUUUGCAAACACAUACUUGAUGGCAACCAUUUCCUUUAUGUUCCACUCCAUAAUCACAUGUUUCAUUCAAGAUAUCCCACAUAGGGGGAACAAGGUUGAACCCUAACAAUAAAAUGUAUCAUUUAAUUUAUGGGGCUGAAAAAUUUGAGACAACUUGUUGCCAUUGCUAAAGUCCAUUCCAGUGUUUGUUUGUUUUUUUUAUUUUUUUGGAAUUAUUUGAUAUCUUGCUCUCUAGAGCCUCGGGGAGGCUGUUUUUAUAUAAUGCUUCUUGUUAUAUCUAUAUUAUAAUUUAUCAACUUGGUAUAAAGUUGGACUGUCCAGUAGGAAAUCGUAAUGUGCACAAUAAACCAUUCAACAAAUCUCUGCUCAUCCUGAUGAGUCUAAGUUGUGUUAUCACAAAUCACUCUGCAAUAUGUCUUUCUGUGAAAUGUCACAUUUUAAUCCAAAUAAAUAUUUUUCAAAUAGACAUACUGCAGAGAUUGGAUUCUCUUUACCAUCCUUCCAUGUGAAAUUCCUUCCAAAUUCAUCAUGGUACAAAUCAGUGGUAUUUUAAAGUUCCUAAACUGCUUUGGAUGGUAAUGUAAUAGAGUAGUAGUUGCACUACUGGCUUGUAGUAGCUGUGUUUACACAUAAUAGCUUUGGAAGCAAAGUCAAAGUGUAUUAUCCUUGUAUUCUGAGAUGUGUUUAGAGUCAAAUUUGCCAUACAUACUGUUAUGUCUUUGGUCUACAAAUAAAUGAGAAAUUGAGGCUUUGCCGUAUGCAGUGAAGUUCAACUUAGCUUAGCGUUGCUUUGCAAGAGCAAUCCCUGACAACAAUUGAUCGUACCAGAUUUCCAUGUAUCAAAAAUAUAAUAUUACAUUUCAGUGAGACCAAAUUGUAUGAGAAGGUUGAAUGCAUUUUUUUUUUACUGACAUUCCAGAUUUUAAAAUCGAAUCAUGCUGUAGUUGAUCACUUCCUAAUAAAUUG
Xyrauchen texanus (razorback sucker) is the source of this 3764-nucleotide messenger RNA. Its product is annotated as oxysterol-binding protein-related protein 9-like. The transcript is spliced from 24 exons. The coding region runs from base 1 to 2217 and encodes 738 amino acids. The record is from RefSeq and is a predicted model, not a curated record. Gene Ontology annotation, molecular function: sterol binding. Gene Ontology annotation, cellular component: intracellular membrane-bounded organelle; membrane; cytosol. NCBI's taxonomy places the organism in Eukaryota, Metazoa, Chordata, Actinopteri, Cypriniformes, Catostomidae.